Molecule: messenger RNA, 22968 nt
Organism: Coregonus sp. 'balchen'
Lineage: Eukaryota; Metazoa; Chordata; Actinopteri; Salmoniformes; Salmonidae
Source: the annotation of a GenBank genome assembly
GUUUGAUAUCUGAUAGAGAAUCCAAACAGAUGGUAUAUUAGGGAGCCAGAGCUCUAGAGGGAAAUGUAAAACGGGCUCUCCUCCUGAUCAGGAUCUGUUAGGCGUGUAAUAGUUACUAUUCUCAUUUGUUACGCUUCGUGGCUAACUAACCACAGCUCCAGAGAUAGCUACUCUUCUGAAUAAGCAACAUGAGUCAACUGACAAGGUAUGUGAAACAGAAACCGUACUUGCUUAUGAGCUACAAUAGUGUACUAUUACACUCCUAGAAAAAAAGGGUUCCAAAAUGGUUCUGCGGCUGUCCCCAUAGCAGAAACCUUUUUGGUUCCAGAUAGAACCCUUUUUGGUUCCAGGUAGACCUAUUUUGGGUUCCAUGUAGAACACUCUGAGGAAAGGUUCUACAUGGAACCCAAAAGGUUUCUACCUGGAACCAAAAGGGUUCUACCUGGAACUAAACAGGGGUUCUUCAAAUGGUUCUCCUAUGGGGACAGCCGAAUAACCCUUUUUGGUUCUUUUUUUCUAAGAGUGUAGGCUAUGUCUAAUUUCUGCUCAUAUGGGUAGGCUUGUGGCUAAUGGGUAGAAGUUCAAAGAGGUCACGACCAGGUUCAAAGUCAUGUUAUCAAACAUUUAUGUUGUCUUGCCUGUUGGAACAAAUGAUCCCACAAACAGAAACAGAAUAUUGUAACAAUUCAGACCCCUGAAAAUAGGAAUGUGAGCUUUUUUACUUUUAUCAUUGAUAAACUAGAGUGCACUGUCAACCCAUGUAAUUUGCUAGUUCAAACAAAUAUACUGUAUGUUCCAAUGCAAAUUGAGCCUAAUACCACGUAAAAACACAGCUUGAACCCAGACUAGAACCCUUAUUGAAAAAUAUUCCUGAAUGUCCAACAGACUGAGCCUGUAUAUUGCACAGCAAAAGCAUCAGGUAGUCGUUUUAACAUUGGCUUUGGAUGAUGUUUUCUUAGUAUUUUAGCAACCAUUGUGUGUUUCCAUCUCUUGGACAAUUGCAGUUGGUUCACCGCAGUUCGUCAGAUGUUCCUAAAGAGAAAUGUCAGUAAAGGCUCCCCUCUCUGUUUACUGUGCUGGCUGGUCAGAGGAUGUUCACAGCAUAGGGCAAUAUUUAUCUUUCUAAUCUGCCAUGUUGUUUUGUGGUGGAAAUGUUAUUGUGUAAAUCCAAAUUACACAGAAAACAGAAUUGUCUUCAUGACCAAACUCAAGAAGUGGAAAGGAGAAGUGAUUGUUCUUGCAGAGGUGUUAGUAUUUUCCCUCCGCUAUGAUGACAUUUUAGGCAGGCAGCCAGUGUCAGUGAGUUCAUUCACAACGCAAACAUUGAGCUGGAUAGUAGCUAGAUGCAGCAGGUGGCCUCUCGGGUCAAUUUACUCAUUAAGAUAUGGAUACAUUUAACAAGUUCACAGCUCCUGCAAGUGUAAAACUUCGGUAAGAGAUACCCAUAUUUGUAUGCAAUGUUAUGUUGGGCAAUGUAUUUGUAACACUUGGAAAAAUGUUAUAUUGUUAACCUUUGUAAUCAGAACCAAACCAAACCUUUUUACAAUUUAAAUUCAGGCUAUUAUUCAAUGAUGACCUAUUUCUAUAGAUGACAUAGUGGAAACUGGCAACUAAAAAAAUGCCUACUGUAAAUAUAUAAGUAUAUACGCUAAGUUCCAACCAGUAAUAAUACUGUACAUCUGUUCCAUUGUUUUCUGCAAUGCUCACAAUAAUACAUUUACCAAACCAUUUUUAUCUGCAGCUUAUUGUAGGCCACAGAAACUAUACCAUCCAGAUUAAGUUAAACAGUAAACUGUGUUUAAGCAAAAACCAUUUAUUUAUGAUGCUCUGGUUGGCUGUUACAUAAAUCAAAAUCUAAGUUACUAGUAAUACAAAAUUGAAAAGUGAGAGGGAAUGUGGUAAGAGAAGACUGACUAAUGUGGAUGUUACUGUAAUUACACGUCUCACACCUGUCUCCCUCAUGCUCUCAAUCUGUAAUUGCAUGUAGGCUACAGUGAUUGAGUGAGUUUGAGUGUGUAUGGGUGUGAACCUUAUUCACACCUCCAAGUGCUAGCCAGCAUGGAAAGUUGACUCUGAAAGACUGCAACUAUGGUUUUAUUCCAUGUUGAAGUUUACAUAUUUUCAGUGUUCCGCAGCCUGCAAUAGACUAUGCCAGAGCCAUAUAUUUAGACCAUGCCAUAAUAGUAUCAAUAUACAGUGCAUUCAGAAAGUAUUCAGACCCCUUGACUAUUUACACAUUAUGUUAUGUUACAGCCUUAUUCUAAAAUGGAUUACAUUAUUUUUUCCCUCAUCAAUAUACACAAAAUACCCCAUAAUGACAAAGCAAAAACAGGUUUUUAGAAAUUUUAGCAAAUAUUUAAUUUACAUAAUUAUUCGGACCCUUUACUCAGUACUUUGUUGAAGCAACUUUGGCAGCAAUUACAGCCUCAAGUCUUCUUGGGUAUGACGCUAAAAGCUUGGCACACCUGUAUUUGGGGAGUUUCUCCCAUUCUUCUCUGCAGAUCCUCUCAAGCUCUGUCAGGUUGGAUGGGGAGCGUCCCUGCACAGCUAUUUUCAUCUCUCUUCUCAAGCUCUGUCAGGUUGGAUGGGGAGCGUCCCUGCACAGCUAUUUUCAGGUCUCUCCAGAGAUGUUCGAUCGGGUUCAAGUCCGGGCUCUGCCUGGGCCACUCAGGGUCAUUCAGAGAGUUGUCCCGAAGCCACUCCUGCGUUUUCUUGGCUGUGUGCUUAGGGUCGUUGUCCUGUUGGAAGGUGAACCUUCGCCGCAGUCUGAGGUCCUGAGUGCUCUGGAGCAGGUUUUCAUCAAGGAUCUCUCUGUACUUUGCUCUGUUCAUCUUUCCCUCAACCCUGACUAGUCUCCCAGUACCUGCUGCUGAAAAACAUCCCCACAGCAUGAUGCUGCCACCACCAAGCUUCACCAUAGGGAUGGUGCCAGAUUUCCUCCAGACGUGACGCUUGGCAUUCAGGCCAAAGAGUUCAUUCUUGGUUUCAUCAGACCAGAGAAUCUUGUUUAUCAUGGUGUGAGAGUCCUGUAGGUGCCUUUUGGCAAACUCCAAGUGGGCGUUCAUGUGCCUUUUACUAAGGAGUGGCUUCCGUCUGGCCACUCUACCAUAAAGGCCUGAUUGGUGGAGUGCUGCAGAGAUGGUUGUACUUCUGGAAGGUUCUCCCAUCUCCACAGAGGAACUUUGGAGCUCUGUCAGAGUGACCAUCGGGUUCUUGGUUACCUCCCUGACCAAGGCCCCUCUCCCCCGAUUGAUCUAAAAAGGGUCUUGGGGGUUCAAAACGUCUUCAAUGUAAGAAUGAUGGAGGCCAUUGUGUUCUUGGAGACCUUCAAUGCUGCAUACAUUUUUUGGUACCCUUCCCCAAAUCGGUGCCUCGACACAAUCCUGUCUCGGAGCUCUACGGACAAUUCCUUCGACCUCAUGGCUUGGUUUUUGCUCUGACAUACACUGUCAACUGUGGGACCUUAUAUACAGUGAGGGAAGAAAGUAUUUGAUCCCCUGCUGAUUUUGUACGUUUGCCCACUGACAAAGAAAUGAUCAGUCUAUAAUUUUAAUGGUAGGUUUAUUUGAACAGUGAGAUACAGAAUAACAACGAAAAAAUACAGAAAAACGCAUGUCAAAAAUGUUAUAAAUUGAUUUGCAUUUUAAUGAGCGAAAUAAGUAUUUGACCCUCUCUCAAUCAGAAAGAUUUCUGGCUCCCAGGUGUCUUUUAUACAGGUAACGAGCUGAGAUUAGGAGCACACACUUAAAGGGAGUGGUCCUAAUCUCAGCUUGUUACCUGUAUAAAAGACACCUGUCCACAGAAGCAAUCAAUCAAUCAGAUUCCAAACUCUCCACCAUGGCCAAGACCAAAGAGCUCUCCAAGGAUGUCAGGGACAAGAUUGUAGACCUACACAAGGCUGGAAUGGACUACAAGACCAUCGCCAAGCAGCUUGUUGAGAAGGUGACAAUAGUUGGUGCGAUUAUUCGCAAAUGGAAGAAACACAAAAUAACUGUCAAUCUCCCUCUGCCUGGGGCUCCAUGCAAGAUCUCACCUCGUGAAGUUGCAAUGAUCAUGAGAACGGUGAGGAAUCAGCCCAGAACUACACAGGAGGAUCUCAAGGCAGCUGGGACCAUAGUCACCAAGAAAACAAUUGGUAACACACUACGCCGUGAAGGACUGAAAUCCUGCAGCGCCCGCAGGGUCCCCCUGCUCAAGAAAGCACAUAUACAGGGCCGUCUGAAGUUUGCCAAUGAACAUCUGAAUGAAAGUGUUGUGGUCAGAUGAGACCAAUAUCAAGCUCUUGGGCAUUUUGCUUUGGGGGUGUUUUUCUGCUAAGGGGACAGGACAACUUCACCGCAUCAAAGGGACGAUGGACGGGGCCAUGUGCCGUCAUAUCUUGGGUGAGAACCUCCUUCCCUCAGCCAGGGCAUUGAAAAUGGGUCGUGGAUGGGUAUUCCAGCAUGACAAUGACCAAAAACACACGGCCAAGGCAACAAAGGAGUGGCUCAAGAAGAAGCACAUUAAGGUCCUGGAGUGGCCUAGCCAGUCUCCAGACCUUAAUCCCAUAGAAAAUCUGUGGAGGGAGCUGAAGGUUCGAGUUGCCAAACGUCAGCCUCGAAACCUUAAUGACUUGGAGAAGAUCUGCAAAGAGGAGUGGAACAAAAUCCCUCCUGAGAUGUGUGCAAACCUGGUGGCCAACUACAAGAAACGGCUGACCUCUGUGAUUGCCCACAAGGGUUUUGCCACCAAGUACUAAGUCAUGUUUUGCAGAGGGGUCAAAUACUUAUUUCCCUCAUUAAAAUGCAAAUCAAUUUAUAACAUUUUUGACAUGCGUUUUUCUGGAUUUUUGUGUUGUUAUUCUGUCUCUCACUGUUCAAAUAAACCUACCAUUAAAAUUAUAGACUGAUCAUGCCUUUGUCAGUGGGCAAACGUACAAAAUCAGCAGGGGAUCAAAUACUUUUUUCCCUCACUGUAGACAGGUGUGUGCCUUUCCAAAUCAUGUCCAAUCAAUUGAAUUUACCACAGGUGGACUCCAAUCAAGUUGUAGAAACAUCUCAAGGAUGAUCAUUGGAAACAGGAUUCACCUGAGCUCAAUUUCAAGUCUCAUAGCAAAGGGUCUGAAUACUUAUGUAAAUAAGGUAUUUCUGUUUUUUUGUUUUUAAUACAUUUGCAAAAUUCUCUAAAAACCUGUUUUCGCUUUGUCAUUAUGUGGUAUUGUGCGUAGAUUGAUAAGGAAAAUGUUUUAUUUAAUCCAUUUUAGAAUAAGGCUGUAACGUAACAAAAUAUGGAAAAAGGGAAGGGGUCUGAAUACUUUCCAAAUGCACUGUAACAUUUUGUCUAGCACGUGUUAUUGUCUCCAAAUGGUAUUAACAGUUAUGUACUGUAUUACGUUUAUGAACACUGUAUGAUUUUUGUUGAAUAUGAUACCUUUAAUGAGAAGCUUUAAACGUGUCUUCCAGCCAGCUUCAGAAGAUGGUCCAGGAUAUCAAGAACAAUGAUGGCAGUAUCCUAAACAGGCUGAGAAGGUCAGUUUAUCAAAAUAAAUGUUUGACACUCCAUAAACAGAGAGCACCGCUUAACACUAUUCUCUGUUACCCACAAGUUCGCAAGGACACCAGUUGUGCUCAUAGUUCCAUACAAUGAGUUAUACGUUACACUGAUGAGGUAGAGGUUGGCAUUUAUCUGAAAUGCAGUAUAUGAGGGGAAUGAGAUUCCAGCAUCUCUAUAUGUGGGAACAAGAACAGUGUGUAUGGCAUUGGAAAUACAACUCAGUUCAGCUGAGAGUGCAGUGCGCUCACAUGGUAUAAUUUCUUCAAUGUUCUUUGUGGUGAUAAGCAAGGUUAUUAAAGUUUUCUAAUUCGUUUUUAUUUCGUUUAGUUUUUUGGAUUAUUUGGAAUUCUGUUUAGUUUCAGUUAGUUUUCAGACCUGAUUUGCUAGUUUUUAUUUUGUUUUAGUUGUAUAUAUUCGGUUUUGGUUUUAGUGUUAGGGACAGAAAGCAUGCAUGGGAGGCUAGGAGCCAUUUGUGUUGCAUAGUUCAUUUUUGGGGGGGUGGGGGGAGUAAUAGGUUUGGUUAAGUUUAAAUUAUAAAGUAAAUCUCAAUGUGACUUGGAUUUAAAAGGAAUAGCCCAGAGACAAAAAAUAUGGUGGAAAUAAACUUGAUCUCGUCCAUGUUUACGCCAAUCUAAUGCUUUUUAACAUUCGUAGCACAUGUAAGAAGAAUCAAACUAGCUACCAAGACGAUUUUUUGCCGGUUAGCUAGCGAUAGCUAGUGAUAGUGAUGCACAAGCCAGGCCUUUUUGAAACAUAGCCAUUGCCUUACCGCAUUUAACUGCCAGAUUCAGUAAACAUCCAAAAAGCUUGAAAACCCCAUUCGAUUUUUGCACAAAGUUCAGAAAAAUUAAUAAAACUAAACAUAAUUCAUAAUGGUUUUUAUUUUAUUUCAGUUAGUACUUGAGUCCAAGAUAACAGUUUCAGUAUAGUUUUAGUUUUUCAAACAGGUUUGUUCAUUAUUUUAUUUCAGUUACUAAAUUGUUUUUUCAUGAUUCGUUUUAGUUUCAAUUUUAGUUUACUAUAGUAACCUUGGUGAUAGGUGGCUAUUCCUCUUUCUUCAACUGUUAGGAAAAUAUAAGUAGUCUCUCGAUCUGAAAAUAGACAAACAGAAAAACAUGUGCAUGGCUUUACUCUCUCUCUUUACCUCCUUGAAAAGGAGCCACUGGCACACAACUGUAAAUGUAAACAUGCUGUAGAACUAAAGUAUUCUGUGAUAGAUAAUGAAGAACUGACAUAAGUUUCAGAAUGAGCAGGUUGUGAUACUACAUAGAACUGGGAGGGUUACCGUUAAUGUGUACAAUCACUCUUCAGGCCCAAAGUUGAAUGUCUAAAAAUAGUCAAGCCCAUUCUUGUUUCUAAACCCACUUGAGCGUGGUCCUCUGUAGCUCAGCUGGUAGAGCACGGCGCUUGUAACGCCAAGGUAAUGGGUUCGAUCCCCGGGACCACCCAUACACAAAAAUGUAUGCACGCAUGACUGUAAGUCGCUUUGGAUAAAAGCGUCUGCUAAAUGGCAUAUUAUUUUAUUAUUAUUAUUAUAAAACUUUGGCUUUUACUCCUAACUGGUCUGUCUGUACUGUAGAUUUAAAAACAAGUCAGCUCCAAAAGUACCUGUAAGAGACUAUCAAGGUAAGACCUUUCUUCAUGUCUCACAAUGUGGCCCUUGAAGUAUUGAAAGUAUUCACCCCCCUUGGCAUUUUUGGUAUUUUGUUGCCUUACAACCUGAAAUUAAAAUGGAUUUUUUGGGGGGUUGUGUCAUUUGAUUUACACAACAUGCCUACCACUUUGAAGAUGCAAAAUAUUUUUUCUUGUGAAACAAACAAGAAAUAAGACAAAAAAACAGAAAACUUGAGCGUGCAUAACUAUUCACCCCCCAAAGUCAAUACUUUGUAGAGCCACCUUUUGCAGCAAUUACAGCUGCAAGUAUCUUGGGGGUAUGUCUCUAUAAGCUUGGCACAUCUAGCCACUGGCAUUUUUGCCCAUUCUUCAAGGCAAAACUGCUCCAGCUCCUUCAAGUUGGAUGGGUUCCGCUGGUGUCCAGCAAUCUUUAAGUCAUACCACAGAUUCUCAAUUGGAUUGAGGUCUGGGCUUUGACUAGGCCAUUCCAAGACAUUUAAAUGUUUCCCCUUAAACCACUCAAGUGUUGCUUUAACAGUAUGCUUAGGGUCAUUGUCCUGCUGGAAGGUGAACCUCCGUCCCAGUCUCAAAUCUCUGGAAGACUGAAACAGGUUUCCCUCAAGAAUUUCCCUGUAUUUAGCGCCAUCCAUUAUUCCUUCAAUUCUGACCAGUUUCCCAGUCCCUGCCGAUGAAAAACAUCCCCACAGUGAAGCAUGGUGGUGGCAGUAUCAUGCUGUGGGGAUGCCACCACCAUGCUUCACUGUGGGGAUGGUGUUCUCGGGGUGAUGAGAGGUGUUGGGUUUGCGCCAGACAUAGCAUUUUCCUUGAUGGCCAAAAAGCUCAAUUUUAGUCUCAUCUGACCAGAGUACCUUCUUCCAUAUGUUUGGGGAGUCUCCCACAUUACCUUUGGCGAACACCAAACGUGUUUGCUUAUUUUUUUCUUUAAGCAAUGGCUUUUUUCUGGCCACUCUUCCGUAAAGCCCAGCUCUGUGGAGUGUACGGCUUAAAGUCCUGUAGACAGAUACUCCAAUCUCCGCUGUGGAGCUUUGCAACUCCUUCAGGGUUAUCUUUGGUCUCUUUGUUGCCUCUCUGAUUAAAGCCCUCCUUGCCUGGUCCGUGUGUUUUGGUGGGUGGCCCUCUCUUGGCAGGUUUGUUGUGGUGCCAUAUUAUUUCAAUUAUUUAAUAAUGGAUUUAAUGGUGCUCCGUAGGAUGUUUAAAGUUUCUGAUAUUUUUUUAUAACCCAACCCUGAUCUGUACUUCUCCACAACUUUGUCCCUGACCUGUUUGGAGAGCUCCUUGGUCUUCAUGGUGCCGCUUGCUUGGUGGUGCCCCUUGCUUAGUGGUGUUGCAGGUGUAUAUACAGUCAGGUCCAUAAAUAUUUGGACAUUGACCAAGUUAUUAUUAUUUUAGCUGUCUACCACAGCAUAUUGGAGUUGAAAUUAAAUAAUGAAUAUGAGCUGAAUGUGCAGACUUUCAGCUUUAAUAUGAGGGUAUUUACAUCCAAAUCGGGUGAACGGUGUAGGAAUUACAGGACUUUUUAUAUGUGGUUCCCCCCUUUUUAAGGGACCAAAAGUAAUUGGACAAUUGGCUGCUCAGCUGUUCCAUGGCCAGGUGUGUGCUAUUCCCUAAUUAGUUAAUUUACAAGUAAGCAGAUAAAAGGUCUAGAGUUGAUUUCAAGUGUGGCAUUUGCAUUUGGAAUCUGUUGCUGUUAACCCUCAAUAUGAAGUCCGAGAGCUUUCACUGCCAGUGAAGCAAGCCAUCAUUAAGCUAAAUAAUCAAAACAAACCCAUCAGAGAGAUAGCAAAAACAUUAGGUGUGGCCAAAUCAACUAUUUGGUACAUUCUUAAAAAGAAAGAACACACUGGUGAGCUCAGGAACACCAAAAGUCCCGGAAGACUAUGCAAAACAACUGUGGUGGAUGACAGAAUAAUGAUUUCCCUGGUGAAGAAAAGCCCCUUCACAACAGUUGGCCAGAUCAAGAACAACCUCCGGGAGGUAGGCGUAUCUGUGUCAAAGUCAACAAUCAAGAGAAGACUUACAGAGGGUUUACCACAAGAUGAAAACCAUUGGUAAGCCUCAAAAACAGGAAGACCAGAUUAGAGUUUGCCAAAAAACAUCUAAAAAACCCUGUACGGUUCUGGAACCACAUCCUAUGGACAGAUGAGACAAAGAUCAACUUGUACCAGAAUGAUGGGAAGAGAAGAGUAUUGAGAAAGACAUUUGAAAGACAUUCCGGAGACAUUUGAAACCCCACCUCUUUAAGGAAUACCUGGGAUAGGAUAAAGGAAUCCUUCUACCCCCCCCCCCCCCCCAAUUUUAAAGUGGUUAUCCCACUGGCUAUAGGGUGAACGCACCAAUUUGUGAGUCGCUCUGGCUAAGAGCGUCUGCUAAAUGACGUUAAUGUGCCCUUGAGCAAGGCACUUAACCCUAAUUGCUCCUGUAAGUCGCUCUGGAUAAGAGCGUCUGCUAAAUGACUAAAAUGUAAAUGUAAAUGAGAAAGGAAGGAACUGCUCAUCAUCUGAAGCAUACCACCUCAUCUGUGAAGCAUGGUGGAGGUAUUGUUAUGUCGUGGGCAUGUAUGGCUGCCAAUGGAACGGGUUCUCUUGUAUUUAUUGAUGAUGUGACUGCUGACAAAAGCAGCAGGAUGAAUUCUGAAGUGUUUAGGGCUAUAUUAUCUGCUCAGAUUCAGCCAAAUGCUUCAAAACUCAUUGGACGGCACUUGACAGUGCAGAUGGACAAUGACCCGAAGCAGACUGCGAAAGCAACCAAAUAUUUUUUAAGGCAAAGAAGUGGAAUGUUCUGCAAUGGUCAAGUCAAUCAUCUGACCUCAAAUCAAAUCAAAUUUUAUUGGCCACAUGCGCCGAAUACAACAGGUGCAGACAUUACAGUGAAAUGCUUACUACAGCCCUUAACCAACAGUGCAUUUAUUUUUAAUAAAAAAGUAGAAUAAAACAAAAAAUUGUUGAGAAAAAAAGAGCAGAAGUAAAAUACAAUAACAGUAGGGAGGCUAUACAUACAGGGGGGUACCGGUGCAGAGUCAAUGUGCGGGGGCACCGGCUAGUUGAGGUAGUUGAAGUAAUAUGUACAUGUGGGGAGAGUUAAAGUGACUAUGCAUAAAUAAUUAACAGAGUAAGCAUAAAAAGAUGGGGGUGGGGGGCGGGGGCAGUGCAAAUAGUCUGGGUAUCCAUGAUUAGCUGUUCAGGAGUCUUAUUGCUUGGGGUAGAAGCUAUUGAGAAGUCUUUUGGACCUAGACUUGGCACUCCGGUACCGCUUGCCUUGCGGUAGCAGAGAGAACAGUCUAUGACUAGGGUGACCUGAAUCCAAUUGAGCAUGCAUUUCACUUGCUGAAGGCAAAACUGAAGGCAAAACCCCCCAAGAACAAGCAGGAACUGAAGACAGCUGCAGUAAAGGCCUGGCAGAGCAUCACCAGGGAAGAAACCCAACAUCUGGUGAUGUCAAUGGGUUCCAGACUUCAGACAGUCAUUGACUGCAAAGGAUUUCCAACCAAGUAUUAACACUCACAACUGAAUUUAUGAUUAUGUUAGUUUGUCCAAUUACUUUUGAGCCCCUAAAAUUAGGGAACUAUGUAUAAAAAUGGUUGUAAUUCCUACAUGGUUCAUACAAGAAUUUUGACAAAAAUUAAAGAUGAAAGUUUACACUUAAAGCACAUCUUGAUUGUUUCCUUUCAAAUCCAUUGUGGUGGCGUACAGAGCCAAAAUUAUGCAAAUUGUGUCACUGUCCAAAUACUUAUGGACCUGACUGUAUACUGAGAUCAUGUGACAGAUCGUGUGACACUUAGAUUGCACACAGGUGGACUUUAUUUAACUAAUUAUGUGACUUCUGAAGGUAAUUGGUUGCACCAGAUCUUAUUUAGGGGCUUCAUAGCAAAGUGGGUGAAUACAUAUGCACGCACCACUUUUCUGUUAUUUAUUUAUUUGAAUUUUUUUAAACAAGUUAUUUUUUUCAUUUCACUUUACCAAUUUGGACUAUUUUGUGUAUGUCCAUUACAUGAAAUCCAAAUAAAAAUCCAUUUCAAUUACAGGUUGUAAUGCAACAAAAUAGGAAAAAUGCUAAGGGGGACGAAUACUUUUGCAAGGCACUGUAUAUAAGAACAAAUAAAUAAUUAUAUAUAUAUAUAUACAGUGGGGAGAACAAAUAUUUGAUACACUGCUGAUUUUGCAGGUUUUCAUACUUACAAAGCAUGUAGAGGUCUGUAAGUUUUAUCAUAGGUACACUUGAACUGUGAGAGACGGAAUCUAAAACAAAAAUACAGAAAAUCACAUUGUAUGAUUUUUAAGUAAUUAAUUUCCAUUUUUAUGCAUGACAUAAGUAUUUGAUACAUCAGAAAAGCAGAACAUAAUAUUUGGUACAGAAACCUUUGUUUGCAAUUACAGAGAUCAUACGUUUCCUGUAGAUCUUGACCAGGUUUGCACACACUGCAGCAGGGAUUUUGGCCCACUCCUCCAUACAGACCUUCUCCAGAUCCUUCAGGUUUCGGGGCUGUCGCUGGGCAAUACAGACUUUCAGCUCCCUCCAAAGAUUUUCUAUUGGGUUCAUGUCUGGAGACUGGCUAGGCCACUCCAGGACCUUGAGAUGCUUCUUACGGAGCCACUCCUUAGUUGCCCUGGUUGUGUGUUUCGGGUCGUGGUCAUGAUGGAAGACCCAGCCACGACCCAUCUUCAAUGCUCUUACUGAGGGAAGGAGGUUGUUGGCCAAGAUCUCGCGAUACAUAGCCCCAUCCAUCCUCCCCUCAAUACGGUGCAGUCGUCCUGUCCCCUUUGCAGAAAAGCAUCCCCAAAGAAUGAUGUUUCCACCUCCAUGCUUCACGGUUGGGAUGGUGUUCUUGGGGUUGUACUCAUCCUUCUUCUUCCUCCAAACACGGCGAGUGGAGUUUAGACCAAAAAGCUCUAUUUCUGUCUCAUCAGACCACAUGACCUUCUCCCAUUCCUCCUCUGGAUCAUCCAGAUGGUCAUUGGCAAACUUCAGACGGGCCUGGACAUGCGCUGGCUUGAGCAGGGGGACCUUGCGUGCGCUGCAGGAUUUUAAUCCAUGACGGCGUAGUGUGUUACUAAUGGUUUUCUUUGAGACUGUGGACCCAGCUCUCUUCAGGUCAUUGACCAGGUCCUGCUGUGUAGUUCUGGGCUGAUCCCUCACCUUCUUCAUGAUCAUUGAUGCCCCACGAGGUGAGAUCUUGCAUGGAGCCCCAGACCGAGGGUGAUUGACCGUCAUCUUGAACUUCUUCCAUUUUCUAAUAAUUGCGCCAACAGUUGUUGCCUUCUCACCAAGCUGCUUGCCUAUUGUCCUGUAGCCCAUCCCAGCCUUGUGCAGGUCUACAAUUUUAUCCCUGAUGUCCUUACACAGCUCUCUGGUCUUGGCCAUUGUGGAGAGGUUGGAGUCUGUUUGAUUGAGUGUGUGGACAGGUGUCUUUUAUACAGGUAACGAGUUCAAACAGGUGCAGUUAAUACAGGUAAUGAGUGGAGAACAGGAGGGCUUCUUAAAGAAAAACUAACAGGUCUGUGAGAGCCGGAAUUCUUACUGGUUGGUAGGUGAUCAAAUACUUAAGUCAUGCAAUAAAAUGCAAAUUAUUUACUUAAAAAUCAUACAAUGUGAUUUUCAGGAUUUUUGUUUUAGAUUCCGUCUCUCACAGUUGAAGUGUACCUAUGAUAAAAAUUACAGUCCUCUACAUGCUUUGUAAGUAGGAAAACCUGCAAAAUCGGCAGUGUAUCAAAUACUUGUUCUCCCCACUGUAUACAUAUAUAUAUAUUUAAUAGUGACAGUAGUUUGUUUUUGGGGACAGUGGUCAUUAAUAUUUUCGCAGCAAUAUGUUCAAAAUAUGAUUUCAGAAGCUAUGAUGCAUGUCUUUCCAAUACUGUAAUUUCCAAUGACUUUGCAUCUCAUAUUGUGGGGCCCUUAUUUUAUAUUUAUCUUUACAGGUGAUGACGUGGACUGCGAACAGUGGUCUGAAAAUGAGUUUGUGAGUUCAAUCCACAUGCUUUAUUGAUUCUAAAACACUACAAUAUUAUAGAAAUGCUUCUAAAAUAAACUUGCAUCUGACAUUGCUUUCCACAGUAAUUUCACUAAUGUCAGCAGCUGUUCAGUGUUUACAUUUUACAUUACAUUUACAUUUACAUUUUAGUCAUUCACACAAAGCUGUUGGUCUGAGUAUCUUAACGAUUUCAUGAUGUUACAGGAGAGUGACACUUAUGAGGACCCUCAAGAGGAGAAGGAUGACAGCUAUGAGUCUCCUCCCAGUCAGAGAGUCUUCACCUCCACCUCGUCUGUCUCCUUUCCCAGGGGGGACUACGUAGGUGAGAACUCUUCCACUCUACCACACACACACACGUACGCAUCCAUGCAGGCAUGCACACACGCAGGCACUCGCACACACACACAACCACACAAAGCUACUACUACUCUCUCUCACACACACACACACACACACACACACACACACUCACACACACACAUACACACACACACACACACACACAGUACACACACAGUACACACACACACACACACACAAAAUGACCCAUCAUGCAGCCAUGCAUGCCAAGCUUCUAGUUAACAAAUUAAAGAAUGCCAUGUCUGGCUAUUCAAGACUACUCUAUCCUCUGUCUACAUGUAUCUAUUUCAUGGAGAAUCUGUGUUUAGUUCAUGUUAGGAGGACUACUGUAUAUAAACCACAUAUUUUGACAUGCUUGCAUGCAUGAAGGAAAUAAGCUUUUGGAGCUUUUGGCUGAUAAGCUUUUGGAGCGACCGCUUGAAAUGACGUGGAAACAACGUUGAUUCAACCAGUGUGUGCCCAGUGGGUAGUCAGUGGACCGUGACAGACACAGAGCGCCGCAAUGAUGGCGUGUUGUAGCGUUAUGCAAAUACUGAUGUCCUGUUUCUGCUUUUGCUUCUAUUUCUAGACAGCUGCCGCAGCAGGCCAAACCAUCCACCCAGGAAGCCCAUCUGGCCUCCAAAGACCACCAAACCAUCCCCGUCACCAUCACUGUCCCCCAAACCCAACCAGCAGGACUAUGAUGAAGUAAUGUGCAGUUAGGCAAAACAAGAAUGAUUCUAGUUGCUUUCUGUUUUCAUGACAGUAUGAUAUCUGUCAUACCUUCAUGACAGCAUAUUGACAGAUUAUUUGCCUCAUACUUUUUCAUUACACAUUGUGUGAUCAUUGUCUUUAGGAAGACUACGUCAACCCAGAAAGUGACGAUGAAGGCAACUAUAUAAACCCCACAGAGGAAUCGCCUGCUAGUAAGCUAUCCCAAUAAAUGAAUCAGACACUGGAAAUAAGACCAAUAUCUACAGUACACUAUGUGCCUCAAUUAUAUUAUCUUCAACAAACAGGUGCCAUGAAACAUUGUAUCUGUUGCCAAUCACUGUCAGACAAACCUUACCAAGACACCUUAAUGUCAACAUACAAUACACAUGUAAACUUCCCUUCAGACCGUCCGAUGCAUGGAAGAGGCAAACCAGUAAUGAGCAGACCUUCAAUGUCCAAGACUGUGCCAGAGUGCUCAAAUGGCCUAGGUAUGUAACUGCAUCUCACCAGGGGCACUCAACAUAUGGAAUUGAUUGGGGGGAUUGAUUGAAUUUCAACAGAUUUCAACACAUUACAUUUAUUGUGCUUAGUGUGCCGGACUGGGUUAGAAUUUUGAGGCUUAGCCUUUUUGUUUUGUUUUUCAGAUGUGUAUGAAGUUCCUGACAUGGAGGUGGGUUUGAUAACCAAUGGCUAAUACAUUACAAUUAAUAGCAUAGUAAAUUACUAUGCAAUGACUUUAGGAUUAUGCUUGAGGUGUCCCAUUUUCUCUUUUAUCUAAAGGAAAACUCUCCUCCCCCAGUGAGCAGGUCAGUUCUGGUUCAGGGAUGGUAGCACUUUUCAGACCGGCUCAAAUGGGAUCAACAUUUCCCCUGACGGAAAUACAGUAUCUAAAUAUCUAUCCAUUGGAAAAGAUACAAAAAUGACAGCUUUUUUCUCACAUAUGUUUUUUUUUACAGACCUUCCACACUCCUCAGAUUCCCUACACAGAGUUUGCCCCCUAGAGCCAGCCCAAGGUGCUAACAAUGAAGGAAACUGACAUUAAUAAUUAACUGACAUUAAUAACAUUAAUAAUUAAUAUGUUCUCUUCUCUCUCUAGAAUGCACAUAAAGACAUUUCAUCCCAUCCCAGUAAGUGCUACUGUACCAAAGAGACUCUGGACUUUGUACCUGACCCCAAAUACUUUAUUUGAUGCGAUAGUAAUAGAACAGUAAAGAUUGGAUAUUAUCAGCACGGGAAUCACUUAUUUAUUAAAAAGUAUUAUUGUCAUCCAGGUCCAGGAGCCCAUAGAUGAUGAUGAAUAUGAAGUCUGCAAUCCAGAUGAAAGUAUGUAUUCAUCCAUAUUACCACCAUCAGCCAAAUGACUAAACCGUUGAACAUUAAUGUGGCAAUAAUACAUUCUAAAAGAAUACAGACAACUAUUAACAAAGACCAUUGUUCCAUAUCCUCAAAAUAUUUGAUGUACUAUAUUGGUAGUUAUUUCAACUGGCUAAUUAUUCCAUCUAGUGGAUUGCCAAAUGCAAAGCAAAAAUGCAACAAUAAGUUGCAUGGACUCACUUUGUGUGCAAUAAUAGUGUUUAGCAUUAUUUUUGAAUGACUACCACAUCUCUGUACCUCACACAUACAAUUAUAUGUAAAGUCCCUCAGUCGAGCAGUGAAUUUUAAACACAGAUUUAACCACAAAGACCAGGGAUGUUUUCAAAUGCCUCGCAAAGAAGGGCAUAUAUUGGUAGAUGGGUAAUUAAACAAAAGCAGACAUUGAAUAUCCCUUUGAGCAUGGUGACGUUAUUAAUUACACUUUGGAUGGUCUACCAAUACACCCAGUCACUACAAAGAUACAGGCGUCCUUCCUAACUCAGUUGCCAGAGAGGAAGGAACCGCUCAGGGAUUGCACCAUGAGGCCAAUGGUGACUUUAAAACAGUUACAAAGUUUAAUGGCUGUGAUAAGAGAAACCUUAGAAUGGAUCAAGAGCAAUGUAGUUGCUUACAAUACUAACCUAAAUGACAGUGACAAAAAGGAAGCCUGUACAGAAUUAAAAUAUUCCUAAACAUGCAUCCUGUUUGCAAUAAGGCACUAAAGUAAAACUGCAAAAAAUGUGGCAAAGAAAUGAACUUUAUGUCCUGAAUACAAAGCGUUAUGUUUGGGGCAAAUCCAACACAACGCAUCACUGUGUACCAACUCUUCAUAUUUUCAAGCAUGGUGGUGGCUGCAUCAUGUUAUGGGUAUGCUUGUCAUCGGCAAGGACUAGGGAGUUUUUUAGGAUAAAUCACAGGCAAAAUCCUAAAGAAGAACCUGCUUCAGUCUGCUUUCCAGCAGACACUGGGAGACAAAUUCACCUUUCAGCAGGACAAUAACCUAAGACACAAGGCCAAAUAUGCACUGGAGUUGCUUACCAAGACAACAUUGAAUGUUCCUGAGUGGCCUAGUUACAGUUUUGACAUAAAUCGGCUUGAAAAUCUAUGGCAAGACUUGAAAAUGGCUGUCUAGCAAUAAUCAACAACCAACUUGACAGAGCUUGAAGAGUAAAUUAAAUUAUAAUGUGCAAAUACUGUACAAUCCAGGUGUGCAAAGCUCUUAGAGACGUACCCAGAAAGACUCACAGCUGUAAUCCCUGCCAAAGGUGAUUCUAACAUGUAUUGACUCAGGGGGUUGAAUAUAUAUGUAAUGAAGUUAUAUUCGUAUUUUAUUUUUCAUAUAUUUUUAAAUAAAUGUUAUAAUUUUUCUUCCAUUUUGACAUUACAGAGUAUUUUGUGUAGAUCGUUGACAAAAAAUGACAAUUUAAUCCAUUUUAAUCCCACUUUGUAACACAUCGAAAUGUGGAAAAAGUCAAGUGGUGUGAAUACUUUCUGAAGGCACUGUACAUGAGACACAACACAACAUACAUAACAAUGAAUGGAAGUUAAAACAGUGUAAAGAGCAUAAAAUAACUUAACAUUGUGUUACUUAACAGAACUUACUUUAUAUGUGUGAAUUUACUGUAUGUCAUCUCUGUUCUCCUAGGUGGCAGUACAAAGUCAGCGGAGAAACCACUGCCCGCACUUCCCAAAACAAUACCCAGAGAGACGUACGUGUCACUCACUAAAAUCAUAUAUAAUUUAUUUUCUGUUCAUUGCUGACUGCUCGUUCACUUAGAAGAGCACCGGAAAAGUCUGGUUUCAGGGAUUACUUAACUCACAUAAUCCUCUCUAUUUUAGGAAGCCAUUGAAGCCAUCUUUUAGGCCGGUAGGGGAACCUCUAAAAUAUAUUUUUGGGAAAAAACUAAGUGUGAAAUUCUAAAUUCUAUGGGGAAUGGUGCAGGAUGAUCAUGUUUGUCUUUUUUCAGAGGCCAGAUUUUGCAUCCAGGGAAAAUGAAGGUAGUUACCUAUUCCUAAACUGAUUUGAUUUCAUAAUAUUUUAUGCAUAUGAAAUGCAUUACAGUACAUAGCGCACACAAUGAAAUAAAUGACAUGUCUGUAAAUUGCUGUAAGUUGUUAAAUCCAGAAAGUGUUUAUGCAGUCAUCCACUUGCAUAAUAGUAGACUACUGUAACACACUCUCUUGCUAUGUCUGCUUUUCCACAGGCCCAGCACUGCCCACGAGGCACAUUACCCAGAAACUCACGGCCACACCCCAGCCCUCUGAAUACAAACGUGCCAAGUAAGAAACAUCAUGACUUCAUAAGAAAUAUCUCUAUUUUGCACCAUGCACAUACAGUGGGGAAAAAAAGUAUUUAGUCAGCCACCAAUUGUGCAAGUUCUCCCACUUAAAAAGAUGAGAGAGGCCUGUAAUUUUCAUCAUAGGUACACGUCAACUAUGACAGACAAAUUGAGAAAAAAAAAUCCAGAAAAUCACAUUGUAGGAUUUUUAAUGAAUUUAUUUGCAAAUUAUGGUGGAAAAUAAGUAUUUGGUCACCUACAAACAAGCAAGAUUUCUGGCUCUCACAGACCUGUAACUUCUUCUUUAAGAGGCUCCUCUGUCCUCCACUUGUUACCUGUAUUAAUGGCACCUGUUUGAACUUGUUAUCAGUAUAAAAGACACCUGUUCACAACCUCAAACAGUCACACUCCAAACUCCACUAUGGCGAAGACCAAAGAGCUGUCAAAGGACACCAGAAACAAAAUUGUAGACCUGCACCAGGCUGGGAAGACUGAAUCUGCAAUAGGUAAGCAGCUUGGUUUGAAGAAAUCAACUGUGGGAGCAAUUAUUAGGAAAUGGAAGACAUACAAGACCACUGAUAAUCUCCCUCGAUCUGGGGCUCCACGCAAGAUCUCGCCCCGUGGGGUCAAAAUGAUCACAAGAACGGUGAGCAAAAAUCCCAGAACCACACGGGGGGACCUAGUGAAUGACCUGCAGAGAGCUGGGACCAAAGUAACAAAGCCUACCAUCAGUAACACACUACGCCGCCAGGGCCUCAAAUCCUGCAGUGCAAGACGUGUCCCCCUGCUUAAGCCAGUACAUGUCCAGGCCCGUCUGAAGUUUGCUAGAGUGCAUUUGGAUGAUCCAGAAGAGGAUUGGGAGAAUGUCAUAUGAAACCAAAAUAUAACUUUUUGGUAAAAACUCAACUCGUCGUGUUUGGAGGACAAAGAAUGCUGAGUUGCAUCCAAAGAACACCAUACCUACUGUGAAGCAUGGGGGUGGAAACAUCAUGCUUUGGGGCUGUUUUUCUGCAAAGGGACCAGGACGACUGAUCCGUGUAAAGGAAAGAAUGAAUGGGGCCAUGUAUCGUGAGAUUUUGAGUGAAAACCUCCUUCCGUCAGCAAGGGCAUUGAAGAUGAAACGUGGCUGGUUCUUUCAGCAUGACAAUGAUCCCAAACACACCGCCCGGGCAACGAAGGAGUGGCUUCGUACGAAGCAUUUCAAGGUCCUGGAGUGGCCUAGCCAGUCUCCAGAUCUCAACCCCAUAGAAAAUCUUUGGAGGGAGUUGAAAGUCUGUGUUGCCCAGCGACAGCCCCAAAACAGCACUGCUCUAGAGGAGAUCUGCAUGGAGGAAUGGGCCAAAAUACCAGCAACAGUGUGUGACAACCUUGUGAAGACUUACAGAAAACAUUUGACCUGUGUCAUUGCCAACAAAGGGUAUAUAACAAACUAUUGAGAAACUUUUGUUAUUGAGCAAAUACUUAUUUUUCACCAUAAUUUGCAAAUAAAUUCAUAAAACAUCCUACAAUGUGAUUUUCUGGAUUUCUUUUCCUCAUUUUGUCUGUCCUAGUUGACUUGUACCUAUGAUGAAAAUUACAGGGCUCUCUCAUCUUUUUAAGUGGGAGAACUUGCACAAUUGGUGGCUGACUAAAUACUUUUUUUUCCCCACUGUACAAUGCUAUGAAAAAGUAUUUGCCCCCUUUCUAAUUUUCUCUACUUUUGCAUAUUUGUGAUACUGAAUGUUAUCAGAUCUUCAACCAAAACCUAAUAUUAGAUAAAGGGAACAUAAGUGAACAAAUAACACAACAAUUACAUAUUUAUUUCAUAAACAAAGUUAUGCAACACCCAAUUCCCCUGUGUGAAAAAGUAAUUGCCCCCCACUCAAUAACUGGUUGCCCCACCUUUAGCUGCAAUGACUCCAACCAAAUGCUUCCUGUAGUUGUUGAUCAGUCUCUCACGUCGCUGUGGAGGAAUUUUGGCCCACUCUUCCAUGCAGAACUGCUUUAACUCAGUGACGUGCUCGUUUCAAGUCCUGCCACAACAUCUCAAUUGGGAUUAGGUCUGGACUUUGACUAGGCCAUUCCAAAAUUUCCGAAUUUUUUUAUUUUUUUUUAGCAAUUUUCAUGUAUGAUGUUCUUACUGUGGAAUGCAGUGUUUGGUUUUCGGCAGGCAUAAUGGGACCCAUCUCGUCCAAGAAGUUGACUCAAGUUUGCCAAAAAGCACCUGGAUGAUCAUCAAGACUCUUGGAAGAACGUUCUAUGACAGAUGAUUCAAAAGUAUAACUUUUUGGACGACAUGGUUCCAGUAAUGCCUUGCGAAAACCAAACUCUGCAUUCCACAGUAAGAACAUCAUACCAAAGGUCAAGCAUGGUCGUGGUGGUGUGAUGGUUUGGGGAUGCUUUGCUGCCUCAGGACCUGGAUGACGCCUUAAUAGAAGGAACCAUGAAUUCUGCUCUGUAUCAGAGAAUUCUACAGGAGAAUGUCAGACCAUCCGUCUGUGAGCUGAAGCUGAAGCGCAGCUGGGUCAUGCAGCAAGACAAUGAUCCAAAACACACAAUCAAGUCUACAUGAAAAUUGCUAAAAAACAACAAAUUUGACGUUUUGGAAUGGCCUAGUCAAAGUCCAGACCUAAUCCCAAUUGAGAUGUUGUGGCAGGACUUGAAACGAGCAGUUCAUGCUUGAAAACCCACACGUCACUGAGUUAAAGCAGUUCUGCAUGGCAGAGUGGCCCAAAAUUCCUCCACAGCGACGUGAGAGACUGAUCAACAACUACAGGAAGCAUUUGGUUGGAGUCAUUGCAGCUAAAGGUGGGACAACCAGUUAUUGAGUGUAAGGGGGCAAUUACUUUUUCACACAGGGGAAUUGGGUGUUGCAUAACUUUGUUUAUGAAAUAAAUAUGUAAUUGUUGUGUUAUUUGUUCACUUAUGUUCCCUUUAUCUAAUAUUAGGUUUUAGUUGAAGAUCUGAUAACAUUCAGUAUCACAAAUAUGCAAAAGUAGAGAAAAUUAGAAAGGGGGCAAAUACUUUUUCAUAGCACUGUAUCUCUUUAUAGCCUGGUCCCAGAUCUGUGUGUACUGUCUUGCAGAGUUAGCAAAACUGCACAAACCGACAUGGGUCAAGACCAAUAUAAAUUCUCCUGGAAUGUUCUUAUUUUCUCUACUGCAGGAUUCCUCUGCCACAGAUGUUUACCUCUCACAGUAAGUACAGGUCUGAGAGACUUGUGUCUCAUAUUGAUUAUAAAUUAUAUGUGAAUGGCCACAGGCAGAUGACCAUAACCUUGACCCUGACAGUGACACAACACAGCAAAUAUUUAUUCUGUAAAUGGAUUCUGCUGUGUCCAUACAAACGAAAUGUUUAUUUUGUUUUUUUGUUAUUUACUGUUUUCUAAUUCCCAGAACCUGACAGAGGAACUGUACCCACAGCUGAAAACGGGUUAACAGACACUGAAGAGGUGAUAAAGACCUGACCAAAAUUUCACUAUUUUAUGUAUAACAUACUAUGAUGUAGCUCAAAAUACUGGUUAUGACAUGCACAAUGCAUGGAUGAAUACACUAUUAAAGUUUGUGAAAAUUGCAAAGGAUAUAAGCGCCACAUGGACUUGGCUUUAAACACACUUUCUUGUUUCUGUAUUUUUGUGGUUGUUGUAGGGGACAGAUGUCUUGAAGAAACCCUGGUAUGCCAGCACCUGUGAUCGUAAGACAGCUGAGGAUGCUUUGGUUCGCUCAAAUAAGGCGAGUCUCACUCACCGGAAUACGGACAAUUAAACAUACUCUUAUUAUAAUCACAGUCUUAAGAUAAACUUGCAUUUUUUUAUAAACGAAAUCAUGGGGUUAGGAUAAAAAUUAGACUUUGAUUGCUCCAACUAACUGUACUGUGUAUAUCCUUUGUUUCAGGAUGGGUCAUUCCUAAUAAGGAAGAGCUCUGGUCAGGACACACAGCAGCCAUACACUUUAGUGGUGUAUUACAACAGUAGAGUCUACAACAUCCCAGUGCGCUACAUCCAAGCAUCGCAGCGAUACGCUCUUGGAAGGGAGAAGAAAGGAGAGGAGGUAGACAGAAUCUCAUCAUGCUCUAUGGGCUACAAAACACGUUUCUGAUAUCAAUGUAAUAUUGAUGGCCUGAUUGCUAACCUAUAGGCCUGACACCUCUUAUUGUAUUCCCUCAGCAUUUCACCAGUGUUUCCAACAUCAUUGAGAACCAUCAGAGGAACCCCCUGGUACUGAUUGACAGCCAGAGUAACACCAAAGACUCUACCAAACUGUGCUAUGCUGUGAAACCUUAGGCCUCGCUAAACCCUAACUAGUCCUAUGGACCAUCAGGGAUUUAAGGUUCGGACUUGCAGUCACAUCCCAAAUCAGUGCGUCUAGUGUAAGACCUGUGUGCAAGUCAACAGGCAAUUUGAUGCUGCUCUCAGUCUGAUAUUAUAGACCAUCUGUUCAGGGUUUGUGAGAAACAGUUGGAUUAGUCUAGUUACAUUCACCAGCCAUGGCUAUUCAAGCAAGACCAGAAUGAAAUUGACUUACUGUAAUGUGCUAGUCUCUCUAGACAGACAGGUUGCUUCUGGCAAUGUACCAAUGCUCCAGCUUAACACGUCUGUACGUAAUAUAACGUCAGUUUGGCAUAGAGGGACUACAUCACUGCCUUCUCCGCCUGUUGCCCACAUCCCCCGGACACAAAAUAGUAGCUAUCAAGACGAAGAUCACAGAGGUUAUUUUUAAUGAGUGCGUUUCGUAAGUGGCUGGUUUGCAUCAACUACCUUCACUAAAACCACUGCAAAGGUUUUGCCUGCAAACUUUGUAUCGUGAUUUGAUGGGAGAGGUGUCUGUCUGAAGAGGACCCUCCUGGAACCAUUUUUUCCCCCUUUUUGAAGUUACUAAGUCAGUCCGUCAUGAUUCCCAGACCCUAGUCACUGCUGUUGCCUAGGGUCGGGUUUCCGAGAAUGGUACUGUGCCAAUUCAGUAAAAUAGUUAAUGUGUGUACAUUUUCAAACUUGUGUUGAACAUUUUGCAUUCUAUGGGGUCUUUCCACCAAGCAUGGCCCCUCAGACAGUGCCAUUAUGUAUUCUUAAAGAAUAAAAUCUUGUAGAAAUAUUAUAACUAGAAAGUAACUACAGUAAGUAUGAAUGGUGUACGAUGCUGGAAAGCAACACCAGUUGAACAAAGAAAUGUAUGC